UAGAAUAGUUACAGACAGCAACAUAUCACCCCUGCCCUGUAUUGACACACAAUGAACAAACUUCCCAACCACUAACUUUAAAAUUCACUUGUGAUACUCGUGCUGAGAGAACAAACAUCCAAGAUGCCUGUCGACUACAGCGGGACAUGGGACAUUGACAGCAAUGUUAAUUUUGAGGGAUACAUGACUGCUCUUGGCAUUGACUUUGCAACGCGCAAGAUUGCCUCGAUGUUGAAGCCACAAAAAGUGAUUACACAAGAUGGGGACCGUUUCACAAUCAGGACGCUCACCACGUUCAAAAGUUACGAGCUUUCGUUCAAAGUUGGAGAGGAGUUUAAUGAGGUGUCCAAAGGGAUGGACAACAGGUCAUGCCAGACUGUGGUGAACUGGGAAAACGAUAAGCUGGUGUGUGUCCAGAAAGGAGAGAAGAAGAACCGAGGAUGGACUCACUGGAUUGAGGGAGACAAGCUUCAUCUGGAGCUGACUUGUGAGGGCCAAGUCUGCAAGCAAGUUUAUAAAAGGACACUGUGAUCUUCAUAAACUUCAACUUCAUCUACAGUAUUUGCUGGCAUAAUCCACACAAUGUUGUUAGCGCCUGUACUUAUAAGCACAUUAUAUGAAUGUUGAGUGAUGUUGCAGUACCUCCUCCACACCACACGAUGGCGCUGUUAGAAGCACACAUCAAUAAAGUCACUAAACUGGA
Acanthopagrus latus (yellowfin seabream) is the source of this 703-nucleotide messenger RNA. Its product is annotated as retinoid-binding protein 7-like. Bases 124 to 531 code for a protein of 135 amino acids. The record is from RefSeq and is a predicted model, not a curated record. The transcript has 4 exons. NCBI's taxonomy places the organism in Eukaryota, Metazoa, Chordata, Actinopteri, Spariformes, Sparidae. Gene Ontology annotation, biological process: fatty acid transport. Gene Ontology annotation, molecular function: fatty acid binding. Gene Ontology annotation, cellular component: nucleus; cytosol.